AUGCUAGGAUUUAGGUUGAAAUCACAUGUGAAUGUUGUGAGUUUCCGACGUCUGUAUCGGGUUUUAGCGAUCGAAACAUCAUGCGAUGAUACUUGCUGUGCAAUCAUAGAUCGGAAAGAAAAAAGUGUACCAGCAGAAGUGCUUUGGGAGGGGAAAAGUACUUUGAAUAGUGUAGAUUAUGGCGGAGUGAUUCCUACAAGGGCCCAUGAACAUCACCAGCGGAGUAUUGCGGGUGUAGUACAGAAAGCCUUGACAGAGAGUGCUUCUAAAGGGAAAAUCGAUCUAGUGUGUGCUACUUGGGGCCCUGGGAUGGCAGGAUCUUUAUGUGUGGGCUUAGACUUCGCCAAAGCGAUGUCUCUAUCAUGGGACGUACCGUUUGUUGGUGUUCAUCACAUGCUAGGCCAUUUGUUGGUACCGAGACUUGAUACUAAUGGGCAGCAACCGGAGUACCCAUUUAUUACACUUUUGGUAAGUGGUGGGCAUACAAUGCUAGUUCUUUCUUCUGCUGUGGAUAAACACGAGAUUUUGUGCGAUACUAUCGAUAUUGCUGUGGGCGAUUCUUUAGAUAAGACUGCCCGGGAAUUGGGUAUCCGGGGGAACAUGAUCGCAAAGGAAAUGGAAUCAUUUAUCAAGGAAGAAGACCGCGACUUUUUAAGAGCAUCGACGAGCGAUUCAAAACCCAUGAAGCUCCCAAAACCUCUAAGAAAUCAAAAUGGAAGAAUGAAUGUACAAGCAUUCUCUUUCUCACCUUUCCUAACUGCUGUCAGACAGCAUUUAACGAAACCUAUAGAAGAUUAUUCCGUGAGUGAAAGAAGAUGGAUGGCAUACCAAGUCCAAGAAAGUACUUUUGACCAUUUGAUAACCAAAGUGAAUUUAACACUUAAACUAAACGCAAAGAAACUCUCUAAUGUUAAACAUUUUGUUUGUUCUGGUGGUGUUGGUGCUAAUAUGAGACUUCGCGAGCGGCUGGAAACAGAAUUAGCCCAUAAAUUUCAGUCCAUUAAUUAUCCUAAAUUGGAGCACUGUACGGAUAAUGCAGUGAUGAUUGGAUGGGCUGCAAUAGAGCUUCACGAAUCACUUGGACUUACUACAAGCUUAUCUGUGGCUCCAGUUAGAAAAUGGCCAUUGAAUGAGAUCUUGCAAAUGCCCGGAUGGUUGUAUGAUACAAAAAAAAAAUUAUAG
Kluyveromyces marxianus DMKU3-1042 is the source of this 1182-nucleotide messenger RNA. RefSeq names its product putative N(6)-L-threonylcarbamoyladenine synthase (gene QRI7). Gene Ontology annotation, cellular component: mitochondrion. Gene Ontology annotation, biological process: mitochondrial tRNA threonylcarbamoyladenosine modification. The record is from RefSeq and is a predicted model, not a curated record. Bases 1 to 1182 code for a protein of 393 amino acids. Lineage: Eukaryota; Fungi; Ascomycota; Saccharomycetes; Saccharomycetales; Saccharomycetaceae. The transcript has a single exon.